Vitrella brassicaformis is the source of this 1735-nucleotide messenger RNA. Lineage: Eukaryota; Vitrellaceae. The record is from the annotation of a GenBank genome assembly.
UGCCGAUCGACAUGCAUUCAUUCAUCGGUACGCAAAUGUCCACUAGUUCCACGUCCGCUCCUCGCCCCUCUGUACGAGAAAACAUCCCCCCUACCAAAACCCACUCGACACACCCACUGACAGGCAACCAUUAUACCGUUACACAAACGACCAGCGCAGCUGGUGGUCCCAUCAUCAUGCUCUCAGCCGACACCGUAGUCGGGCGCCUCUUGAUCUUUGAUCUCAUGGUCCUGCAGCUCCGCCCUGGCCUCGUACACAGUCACCACUGCCUUGCGCUGGUAAGACGACCCCUGCCCACGCAACCCUGAGCAAACAACACCCACACAUACACACACACAUACACACAGACAGGCACAUGAAGGGAUUAGUACACACCGGUCAUCUGCGUGUGACGCGUUGCUCACCGAUGUAGUAUAGCCGUGUUUGGUUCGCGCCGAAGUUCUCAUCGAAAAAGACCGUGAGGUGCGUCACGUUCUGGAACUUGGCAACCUGCGCAGCCAGGGAACAGAGAAGCAAGGAAGCAAAGUCGCCCUGGAGCAGCUCCCCUGUCUGUGAGUGUAUUCCGACCUUGAGUGAGUACUCGACAGCACCGCAGUAGUCCUCGACCAGCUCGACCUCCUGGGUGCACGCAAUGUCAUGUACACUGAAACGGGCACACACACACACGCAGACAUGCAUGUGUGAGGGUGCAAGUGUAAGUGUGUGUGUGUGUGUGUGUCGUGGGUGGCCGAGGUCACUUGGUGAAGUCGAUGUCCUCCCUGUUGGUGUACAGCUUGAUCCUCGACGGUGAGGUGCCGUCUGUGCCGCCUAUCACGUGCAGACUGGAGAUCUGCAGACACACAACACACACCACAACACACUGCCCGCGUGCCACUGACUGGCUCACUUUGCAUGGCGCGGUGAAUGGUAUCUGUAUGAUGAGCUCGGGGUCGCCGUCUGUCGAGUCGCAGUACUCACUGUCAUUGAGCCGCUCCUCAUAGGUCUUGAACACCUUGACUGCCGAGUUGGCCACCUGAAACCACAGACAGACAGACAGACAAGGGCAUAUCAAGAAGAGGGAACAUUCUCUGACGGCCUGCCUCUCGUCACCUCUUCGUUGAGCCCUCUCACGCCUUCCUUGUCGAUGUAGGGCAGCAGAAACUCACCGCCACGCAGCUCUGAAAGCCAGACGAACGCACACAAGAGCACACAGUCGUCCAGAUCUGUCUAUGCCAGUCCAAAGGCUCAAAGGCAUCGCAUCCUAUCCCCUGUGUGUGUCGUGUGAGUCGGCCUACCACUUUCGUGUUUGCAGUUGCAGCCAAAACCGUGCAAGCCUGGCAUAUAUAGAAUGAAGCAAUGGACGUGCGGAAGCCUCAACAGCCGCACCACCACAAGUUUCCCACACAGCCUGUGACGUCCACGUUGCUCGGCUCCCUUCUUCUCCCCGAUCUUUAAUCGUUGAAGUAAAGGAAAGAAACCAAAGCGUCUGAUUCCUUUGUCUGUGGCUUCUUGUCUACUUCGCUUGCGAGUGCAUUUGAGCUCGCAAACCACGAGUAAGGGUCUAUAUCGGGCAAGGUGCUGCCCAACAACGACGACACCCUUGCGAAGCUGCGCGCUCUACACCCGGCGGCCUCCUUCCCACUCGACCCGUCCCCCACCCUGCCGCCGAACAACGCACCCCGCACCGUCUUCGAGCCCGACGAUGAGCACCUCUUGGGGGCACUCAAGACCGCGCCCAAGGGCUCGGCGCAGGGCG